CCAGUUCUCUGAUCCUCCCAUCAGUCAUGCCACAGUUGCCUGACAUACGUCUUUCUGACAAUGCACAGCUCGUCCUCGGUGCUGCAGUUUGUCUCGGGGCAGUAUUAGCGGUGAUUGCUCGCGCUCACCUUCCUACAUCAGAAAGUGGCCUCCCUCUCCCGCCUUCCCCUCCCACUUGGAGAAUAAGGGGACACUUCUUACCCCAUCGCAAUCCAUUUCUCACUGUAGCAGGAUGGAUCGACGAGUAUGGUCCUCUGGUCACCAUUCGCGCAGGAACUGAGAAAGUUAUCGUCAUCGGCCGUCACAAGGCCGUGGUGGAUAUCAUGGAGAAACAAGGUGGAUUGUUAGCUGAUCGUCCUCACCUCAUUGCCGCCGGGGAAAUGCUCAACGGUGGACUGGCUAUUGCCUUAACCCCUGCCGGGGAAAGGUGGCGUCGGAUGCGUAGAGCACUUCAUACACAUUUCCAGCCUAAAGCAGCCGAGGAAUAUCAGCCCCUGCAGGUGUUACACGCGAAGAAGAUGGUCCUCGACAUUCUUGAAGAUUCAUCUAAUUUCCAGAACCAUGCGGCAACUUACUCUGCUGCAACAAUUAUGAAAGUUGCAUAUGGGAAGACCACGCCUACAUCUGCGACCGAUCCCGAAGUCAUAGAGGCCCUGCAGCACAUCCAGAGACUUCGUACAGCCUUGCGCCCUGGUGCUUACCUGGUAGACUCGAUUCCUUGGCUCAAAUACCUUCCUUGGUAUGGCCAGGAAUUAAAACAGCAGCAUGAGAGGUGCAAGCAACUCUACACCGAUGAGUUGAACCGUGUGAAACUGCAAAUUCAGAGCGCCGUGGAUAUCGGCCCUUCGUUCGGGAAAUAUAUGCUAGAAAACGUCCAUGCCCAUGGCUUGACAGUGAUGGAGAUGGCUUUUCUUGCUGGCUCCUUAUUCGCAGCAGGAUCUGAUACGACUACUGCCGCGAUAUGCACCGUGCUCAUGGCAGCCGCAUGUUUCCCCGAGGAACAAGCCAAGGUCCAGGCCGAGCUUGAUGCGGUCAUAGGAAGGCGACGAGCACCGACCUUUUCUGAUGAACAAGCUCUUCCUCAUCUUCACUCCUUCAUCUCCGAGGCUUUGAGAUGGAGACCUUUGGUUCCCAGCGGGUUAGCUCACCGAACGACCAAGGAGGUGGUUUGGGAGAACUAUUGUAUCCCAGCUGGAACUACGGUAUUCGGCCAUCAUUGGUCCAUCUCUCGAGACCCAGACGUCUUCCCCGAGCCUCAUGCGUUCAAGCCUCAGCGCUGGAUUAAUGACCAAGGUGCCCUGAGGGACGAUCUCAAAUUUUUUGUCUUCGGGUUUGGUCGGCGCGUAUGCCCAGGUCAGCACCUUGCGAAUAGAUCAGUAUUCAUCAACUCGCUCCUGAUUCUUUGGGCUUUCCAUCUGGUUCUGGAUUCUACAAAGCCACUGGAUGACAUGGGGUUCAUGAGCGGGGUGUUGGAAAAUGCCCGGCCGUGCACUAUCGAGUUCAAAACAAGGCUUCCCGAAAUGGAGCUCAAGCGUAUGAUGCAAGAUAUUGCAUGAGACCUUAAUGUAUUGAUUGGUUCGUCGCUAGUUAUCCCUCUAGCACUAUCACUUCGCAAUAUUUGCCGUGUAUACUUAGGUCGUGCAUUGAUAUUUUAUCGUGAUUCCCGCCGCAGACGGCCCACCUGAGAACUUAUACUACAC
Messenger RNA from Suillus subaureus, 1700 nucleotides. RefSeq names its product cytochrome P450. The transcript is spliced from 13 exons. Gene Ontology annotation, molecular function: iron ion binding; heme binding; oxidoreductase activity, acting on paired donors, with incorporation or reduction of molecular oxygen. The record is from RefSeq and is a predicted model, not a curated record. Bases 27 to 1556 code for a protein of 509 amino acids. Lineage: Eukaryota; Fungi; Basidiomycota; Agaricomycetes; Boletales; Suillaceae.